Perca flavescens (yellow perch) is the source of this 4443-nucleotide messenger RNA. RefSeq names its product lon peptidase 2, peroxisomal (gene lonp2). Gene Ontology annotation, biological process: protein quality control for misfolded or incompletely synthesized proteins; protein catabolic process. NCBI's taxonomy places the organism in Eukaryota, Metazoa, Chordata, Actinopteri, Perciformes, Percidae. The transcript is spliced from 18 exons. The coding region runs from base 100 to 2760 and encodes 886 amino acids. The record is from RefSeq and is a predicted model, not a curated record. Gene Ontology annotation, molecular function: ATP binding; ATP-dependent peptidase activity; serine-type endopeptidase activity.
UUUACACUUGCCUGGGCUGUUUGACCGUGUAGGGGGGUGCGUAUUUGUUGACAGGAGUUGUGUUGUACACAGUGACCUGGCUUCUCGAAAUAUCGGACAAUGGCUUCCGGCGGCGGAAUACAGAUACCGAGCCGUCUCCCGCUGCUGCUGACCCAUGAAGGGGUGCUCCUCCCGGGCUCCACCGUCAGGUUUAGCGUGGACUCUCCGCGGAACAUGCACCUGGUCAGCCAACGGCUGUUGAAGGGCACUUCUCUGAAAAGCACAAUCAUAGGAGUGAUUCCCAACACCAGAGACCCAGAGCACGACACCGACGACCUCCCCACCUUGCAUAAAAUUGGUACAGCGGGGAUAGCAGUGCAGGUGGUGGGCAGCAACUGGCCAAAGCCCCACUACACCCUCCUUAUUACAGGAUUGUGCCGCUUUAGUGUGUCAGGUCUGCUUAAGGAGCGACCCUUUGUCCUGGCAGAGGUGCAGCAAUUGGAUAAACUGGAGCAGUACACGACCCCAGCUACAGAGGGUGUCCCAGCGGAAGAAGGAGAGCUGGGGGAGCUGUCCCACAAGUUCUACCAAGCUGCUGUACAGUUGUUAGGUAUGUUGGACAUGUCAGUUCCAGUGGUGGCUAAGUUCAGGCGUCUGUUGGACAGUCUGCCCAGGGAAGCUCUGCCUGAUGUGUUAGCCUCCAUGAUCCGCACCUCAAACAAGGAGAAACUACAGGUCCUGGAUGCGGUGACUUUGGAGGAGCGAUUUAAGAAGGCUCUGCCCAUGUUGACCAGACAGAUCGAGGGACUAAAACUGAUAAAGAAAACCAGGAAAAUAGGUCCUGACAAUGAGAAAAGGGUGUUAUCGGUGCGUAAAGGUGGCGUCUUCCCGGGCCGGCAGUUCAACCUGGAUGAAGAAGAUGAAGAUGAGGAUGGUGAUGACACUGCAGCCUUGGAAAGGAAGGUCCACGGGGCCAAGAUGUCUGAAGCUGCACUUAGAGUUUGCCUCAAAGAGCUCAAGAGGUUGAAGAAGAUGCCUCAGUCCAUGCCUGAGUAUGCCCUGACCAGAAACUACUUGGAUCUGAUGGUAGAGUUGCCAUGGAGCAAAAGCACCAAAGACUGCCUGGACAUCCGAGCCGCUCGCACUCUAUUGGACAACGAUCACUAUGCCAUGGACAAGCUAAAGAGACGCGUGCUGGAGUACCUGGCUGUUAGACAGCUGAAGACUUCCCUGAAGGGACCCAUCCUCUGCUUUGUGGGGCCUCCAGGAGUCGGUAAGACCAGUGUGGGACGCUCCAUAGCCAGGACUCUGGGCAGAGAGUUUCACCGCAUCGCUUUGGGAGGCGUCUGUGACCAGUCUGACAUCCGCGGACACAGACGCACAUAUGUAGGAAGCAUGCCCGGCCGCAUCAUCAAUGGUUUGAAGACCGUGGCCGUCAAUAAUCCUGUGUUCCUCCUGGACGAGGUGGACAAACUGGGAAAGAGCCUGCAAGGAGACCCUGCAGCUGCACUGCUAGAGGUCCUGGACCCAGAGCAGAACCACAGCUUCACAGACCAUUACCUCAAUGUGGCCUUUGACCUCUCCCAAGUGCUCUUUAUUGCCACUGCAAACACCACAGCAACCAUUCCCCCUGCCCUGCUGGACAGGAUGGAGGUGCUGCAGGUACCAGGCUACACUCAAGAAGAGAAGGUGGAGAUAGCUCACCGUCACCUGAUCCCAAAUCAGCUGGAUCAGCAUGGAUUAACGCCUCAACAGCUGCAUAUACCACAGGACACCACACAGCAUAUAAUCAGCAGUUAUACUCGUGAGGCGGGUGUGCGCUCCCUAGAGAGGAAGUUCGGGGCCAUCUGCCGAGCCGUGGCUGUGAAAGUUGCUGAAGGCCACAGAGUCCCCAAGACAGAUGCUUCCAGCCCCGAGGACCCAACGCAGCAGGAUGUGUACAUAAACGGUACUCCCUACUCCCUGCUACCUGUCCAGGGAAUGUCUGUUAAUUCAACUUCCCUCGACAAAAUUCUUCCCUUCGGAACACCCUGCACCAACUCAGAUGUCACUUCCUCUAUGCGUUACCCUGACAAGGCGGUGCCCCCCGAGCUGCCCAUAGUGAUCGACCACGUGGCCCUGAAAGACAUCCUGGGACCUCCGCUGUUUGAAAUGGAGGUUUCUGAGAGGCUCACCCUGCCCGGCGUGGCUGUGGGUCUGGCCUGGACCCCCCUCGGUGGGGAGAUCCUGUUUGUGGAAGCCAGUCGAAUGGAGGGAGAAGGUCAGCUCACUUUAACCGGUCAGCUGGGAGACGUUAUGAAAGAAUCCGCCCAUUUGGCUAUCAGCUGGCUCAGGGCCAACGCUAAAACCUACCAGCUCACCAACAUGGUGGGAAGUCCAGACCCGCUAGAAGCAACAGACAUCCACCUCCACUUCCCUGCUGGAGCUGUCACCAAGGAUGGCCCUUCUGCAGGUGUUACCAUAGUAACCUGCCUAGCCUCGCUGUUUAGCGGCCGAUUGGUGAGAUCAGACGUUGCCAUGACAGGAGAGAUCACCUUGAGAGGGCUGGUGCUGCCGGUUGGCGGAAUCAAGGACAAGGUCCUGGCGGCCCACAGGGCAGGAGUGAAGCGCGUCAUCCUCCCUAAACGCAACGAGAAGGACCUGGAGGAGCUCCCGGCUAACGUCCGAGCCGACCUCGACUUUGUCACGGCUGCGAACCUGGACCAGGUCCUGAACGCCGCCUUUGAUGGCGGGUUUCCAGGGACAGCCAGCACGCACCCUCAGCUGAGCAGCAAACUGUAACCCACUGAUGAAAACAAACACACACAUUCAAAUGAUUACUUUCCUAUUGAAGAGAUAAUUUGAGGUAAAUUAAGCUGCAAUUUUGAGUCAAGCCCUGUAGGAGGAGUCGGUUAAACUUGGACAAAUGUUACAUUGUUGUUAUUCACAUAUUGGCUGUACAGCCAUUCACAGCCAGCUCGAUGGUGUUUUAAGCCCCCAACGUCGACUUAAAGGCACCUAACCCUUACCCUAACCAUUGCCUAAUCCAAGUGCCUUCCAGGCAGCGCUGCCUGGGAGACGACGUUGGGGCUUAGAACACCAAACACCUCACAGCCAAGACUCUAUCCAGGUCACGUCACCACUGCGUGUAAUCGCGUUGGUGCCUUUAAGGGUUCAGCCUUAGUUUUUCUAGACUGACUGGCUGCUGUUUUUUCUGCUAUUUGCAUUAUAUUAACAGCACUGCUGUAGCCAAGUCGGCUGGAUGUGAGCUUAUUAAAGCCUCAACACAUUGGUGAGCAACUACAGCACCCUGUUGAUUUAGCUUGAUUGUUAAAGUAAAGGUAAAUUUGCUGAUAUGUUUUUCUUUUUGUAAGUGACUGAGGCUGGUGAGAUGUGAUCAGAUGGUCUGAUGUGUGGUGCAGCCUGAUUCCAGCUAUUUCGGUUUUACCAGUUCUUGUAAACGCACAUGUUGAAAUUUCUUAGCUGUGCAAAUGUUACAACAACUGUUAACAAAAGACUACAUUUAGUUUGAUGUGUUUGGUGUGGAAACAAUUUCCCUGGACAAAUAUUCUUAUUCCAAAAUGCCGUUUAUCUGGCAGAAGUGAUCAGACCUAUUUAAUAUCUGGAGUCCUGUGCACCUGUGGGCAUUGUAUGAGCUGACAUUGUAUGGAGAAAGAUUAAGGGUUGGAUAAUUCCAGGAAUAUUCAAGGUAGAAACUUUCCAUGGGAAGUAACGGGUAUAAAAUGAAAAUAUUGGGGUUAUCUGCUCAGGCUGUAUUUACCAUGUCAUAUGUAGAAAGAAACCAAUCUUGACAAAGAGACAAAAUCCAUUAAUUUGCCAUUGAUUUGUCAAUUGCAUACAAUAUUAGUGAGUUAGCUAACAAGUUAACUAAUGGGGAAGGGUAGUUUUGAAAAUUCAAGUGGACGAUGUGGUCUGCGUGCAAACUCAGGGGCCGUUUUCACCUGGUAUUAAAAUCCGAUCUGAGUGAUCAGAUGACAAGUGGACACCUCUAAGUACAGGUGUGAAUGCACCCAGGAUGCAUUGAGACAUGAUCACUAAAACCACAUUCAGAGGUGGUCUGAGCCGCAAGUGUCCACAUUGUUAUAGCAGUGAGACCGGGAGUGUGUCCUGAGCCACACUGAAGACUACUCAACUGUGAGCGGAACUACCUACUCAUUCAAAGUAUUUCUUAUGCCACAGAAACCACUGAAUGAGCCGAGUGUUUUGAAUGUUAUUAACAUGCUGUCGGUAAUGUGUUUUUGUUCCUGUGCUGCCUGCUCUUAUAUCCCCGGCUGUCUGGAGCUCUGUGCGGAGCUGUUUAUUAGAAAAGGCAGCCGCCGGUAUACAAUAAUGUUAUUUUUAGUUUCACAAAACGUCCCCGAAUUCACGUGUGUGUAAGAUGUUACUUUACAGCCUGAGUCGUCAAAGGAGCGGAUGUAAAACUAUUUUGCACAAUAAAAGUCCCUGAUUAUUUUGUUAUUUAAA